AUGAGUGUCGGACGUGGUCCUCCUGGGAUUGGCAAGACCACCGUUGCAAGAGUGCUAUAUGACCAGAUCUCUGGAGAUUUCCAGUUUGCUGUCUUCAUAGAGAAUAUCAGGCUAAGCUAUAUGAGACGCUGCCAUGAUGAGGGUUUAAUGAAUGGUGAGCGGCAAAGGAAAAUGAAUUUACAAAGACUGCUCUUGUCUGAAAUAUUCAACCAGAAGGAUAUCCAGAUUCAUCAUCUAGGUGCGGUGCAAGAGAGGCUCAAGGACCACAAAGUUCUUGUCAUUCUUGAUGGGGUUGAUCAGUUAGAGCAACUAAAUGCAAUGGCCAAAGAAACUCAGUGGUUCGGCUACGGAAGUCAGAUUAUCAUCACGACACAAGAUCAAAGGCUUCUGAGUGCACAUGGGAUCAACCAUAUUUACAAGCUGGAUCUUCCGGCUACUGAUGAAGCCCUCCAGAUCUUCUGUCUAUACGCUUUCGGUCAAAAGUUCCCACGUGAUGGUUUUAAGAAACUUGCCACGGAGUUUACUCAACUUGCGGGUGAACUUCCUCUGGGUCUUCGAGUUAUGGGGUCUUAUUUGCGAGGAAUGUCCCUGGACGAGUGGGAAAAUGCACUGCCAAGGUCAAGGACAAGCCUUGACGGUGAGAUUGGUGAGAUAGAAAGAACUCUAAGAUUCAGCUAUGACGUCUUAAGCGAAAAAGAUAAAUCUCUCUUUCUCCACGUAGCAUGUUUGUUCCACGGUUUUCGAGCUGACCAUGUGAAACAGUGGCUUGCUAACAGCGGUUUGGAUGUUAACCAUGGAUUGGAAGUCUUAACUCGUAAAUCUCUCAUAUCUUCUUCAAAUGUGGGUUUCCUAAGGAUGCAUUCUUUGCUGCAACAACUAGGUGUUGACAUUGUCCGUAAAGAAUCUAUCAGAGAGCCUGGGAAACGUCAGUUUUUAGUAGAUGUUAAUGACAUUUCUGAUGUUAUCACAGACAAUGCAGGCACUGGGACUAUUCUAGGCAUAAUGCUAAAUAUCUCUAAGAUCGAGGAGGACGCAUUAGUUGUAGAAGAAAGCGUGUUUGAUGGGAUGACUAAUCUCUAGUUUUUGAUAUUUCACGACUGUUUAAGAGAUAAAUUGAACUUCCCUCUUGGUCUGAAUUGUCUUCCUCGUAAACUCAGGUUACUGCACUGGGACUAUUGUCCACUAAGACUUUGGCCCUCUACGUUCUCCACAAAGUUUCUCGUUGAACUUAUCAUGCGGGGGAGCAAAUUUGAGAAGCUGUGGGAAGGAAUCCAGUCGCUUAAGAAUCUCAAGCGGAUGGAUUUGAGUGACAGCAGGAGCUUGAAAGAGAUUCCAGAU
Molecule: messenger RNA, 1338 nt
Organism: Raphanus sativus (radish)
Lineage: Eukaryota; Viridiplantae; Streptophyta; Magnoliopsida; Brassicales; Brassicaceae
Product: disease resistance-like protein DSC2
Exons: 4
Coding region: 1-1080 (359 amino acids)
Biological process (GO): defense response
Molecular function (GO): ADP binding
Source: RefSeq, a predicted model, not a curated record